UCUAUUGGUUUGGUCUGCAACUGACGUUAGCAACUGCUUUACGUGUAGUUGCAGGCAGGUUGUGUUUUCAGAGACACUCAGGCAUACUCACAAUUUAACAUAAAAGGACCAGGUUGAAAUUGAAUAUUCUUUAAUGCUUUAUCGGAUUUAUGUAAGGUGCGUCUAUCGAAUCCGUUGAGCACAGCAAGACAUCGCAACGGCGUUCAUUGCGCAUGUUCUGUUUUCCUUCACCAACUAACGCACCGAGUCAUAAUAAUCGCCAAAAUAAAUCAUCUUUCCCGGUGAUACAACUUGUGCAUCAUCAAGAGGUUGGAAUUAUGCGAUCUGUUUUAUCCCAUACUCGGACAUCAAGUUGAUCGGAAAAUUGUUAGCUUUAGGUAAACUCAUGGAGGAUAAGGUGAGCAAUACUGCCGAAGAUUCGGUUGAAAUGGGUGAUUGUGCAUCGAACUGGGACCUUUGCCCUGUACAGGCAUAACGUUUUUGUUAGGAAAAAGCUUUAAAUGUCUAACGUUACCAGGCAGACAGCAAAGUAAAAUCUAAUUCUUGGUAUAUGUAAGUCAGCAUUUUUCGCCUUAUCAUUUACGCGAAGCAGGACGCUAGCUAGCUUGUUAACGUGCUAAUUAUCAACAGAUAACCAACUUCCGAUUUGGAUCGAUCAGUAUGGUCAACGUCAGCUAACGUUAGGAUAGAUAUUUCCAACUAAUGUUAGCUAACGCUGGUGGCAUUUAGGGUUUCUAUUUCAGAUGUGAAAUAUAACGCUAACAUACGUAGUUCAUACGAAGACUGUUAGCUACUUCCAAAUAGUUAUUGGCUAAGAGGGUGAGUGGACGUAGCUAGCAAGUUGGUUACAUCUCUGGCUAGUACAGGCAAGCUAGUUAGCUUGCGAGCUAACAUUAUUCAACGGUAUGACUGCUGCAAUGCCAACUGUAUUCUGGGGAAUGCUACUUUAGAAGACAUAGAGGCAACAGCCAGACAGAACAUUACAGCUAGGAGGCUAUCGUUUUUUUUUGGACUGUCACGGAGGCCCUGUGGUCCAACAUCUUCCACUGCUUUCAUGUGAGAGAAGGCCGUGGGGAGACUCAUCGCUGGCGACUCCUGUAUUGCGCACGGAUAAAGUUGGCUUGCUAGCUAACUAAAGCCAUGCAAGGGACACAGCUACAGUACGACUUCUUCAGCGAGGAGAACGCACCGAAAUGGCGGGGGCUGCUGGUAUCGUCUCUAAACAAGGUCCUGAACCAGGUGCACCCCAAGCUCUCAUCCCAAGAGGAGGCCCUGCAGUACAUCGAGGAGUUGAUCCUGCUGCUUCUGAGCAUGCUCUGUCAGGCCCAGCCACGCACUGUGCAGGAUGUGGCCGAGCGUGUGCAGAAGAGUUUCCCCCACCCCAUCGAUAAAUGGGCCAUUGCUGACGCCCAGGCUGCCAUCGAGAAGAGGAAGAGGAGGAAUCCUCUCGCCCUACCAGUGGAUAAAAUCCACCCUUUACUCAAGGAGGUACUUGGUUAUAAAAUCGACCAUCAGGUGUCUGUGUACAUCGUGGCUGUGCUGGAGUACAUCUCUGCUGAUAUCCUGAAGCUAGCUGGGAACUAUGUACGCAACAUCCGUCACUAUGAGAUCUCUCAGCAGGACAUCACUGUGGCCAUGUGUGCAGACAAGGUGCUGAUGGACAUGUUCCACCAGGAUGAGGAGGACAUUAGUGUCUUCCCCCUGAUGGACGAGGAGCCGUCAUCAUCAGAGGAGCAGACUUACUAUGACCUGGUCAAAACUGUCAUGGCAGAAGUUCGUCAGUACCUUCGCGACCUCAAUCUCAUCAUUAAGGUGUUCCGGGAGCCCUUCGCGUCCAACACCAUGCUGUUCUCACACCAUGACGUGGAGAACAUCUUCAGCCGUAUUGUGGACAUCCAUGAGGUGACUGUGAAGCUGCUGGGGUUGAUCGAGGACACCGUGGAGAUGACGGACGAGGGAAGCCCACACCCUUUAGUGGGCAGCUGCUUCGAGGACCUGGCUGAGGAGCUGGCUUUUGACCCCUACGAGUCUUUUGCUCAGGACAUCCUGCGGAGUGGCUUCCACGAUCACUUCCUGAGCCAGCUCUCAAAGCCGGGGGCCGCCUUCUACCUUCAGUCUAUCUGUGAGGGCUUUAAGGAAGCCGUCCAGUAUGUCCUACCUCGCUUGCUGUUGGCUCCUGUGUACCACUGCCUCCAUCACUUUGAGAUCUUAAAGCAACUGGAGGAGAAAAGUGAGGAUGAGGAAGAUAAAGAGUGUCUGAAGCAGGCCAUCACUGCGCUGCUCAAUCUCCAGAGCAGCAUGGAGAGGAUCUGUUCCAAAAGCCUCGCUAAGAGGAGGCUGAGCGAGUCAGCCUGCCGGUUCUACAGCCAGCAGAUGAAGGGCAAACACCUGGCCAUCAAGAAGAUGAACGAAAUCCAGAAGAACAUCGACGGCUGGGAAGGCAAAGACAUCGGUCAGUGCUGCAACGAGUUCAUCAUGGAGGGGGCUCUGACGCGGGUGGGGGCCAAACACGAGCGGCACAUCUUCCUGUUCGACGGCCUGAUGAUCUGCUGCAAGUCCAACCACGGACAGCCGCGGCUCCCGGGGGCCAGCACCGCUGAGUACCGCCUCAAGGAGAAGUUCUUCAUGCGCAAGGUGCAGAUCAACGACAAGGACGACAAAGAGGGCGAGUACCGGCACGCCUUCGAGAUCAUCCUGAAGGACGGCAACAGCGUGGUGUUCGCCGCCAAGUCGGCCGAGGAGAAGAACGGCUGGAUGGCGGCCCUGAUCUCGCUGCAGUACCGGUCCACGUUGGAGCGCAUGCUGGACUCGGCCAUGUUUCAGGAGGAGAAGGAGGAGCAGAUGCGCCUCCCCGGGGCGGAGGUGUACCGCUUCGCUGAGCCCGACUCCGAGGAGAACUUGGUGUUCGAAGAGAACGUGCAGGCCAAGUCUGGCAUCCCCAUCAUCAAAGCCGGCACAGUGCUGAAACUCAUUGAAAGACUCACUUUCCACAUGUAUGCAGACCCCAAUUUUGUGAGAACCUUCCUAACAACCUACAGGUCCUUCUGCAAACCCCAGGAGCUGCUUGAUCUGCUCAUAGAGAGGUUUGACAUCCCUGAGCCUAAGCCCACUGAGGCCGAUCAGAUGGCCUUGGAGAACGGAGACCAGCCCCUGAGUGCUGAACUCAAACGCUUUCGCAAGGAGUUUGUGCAGCCCGUGCAACUUAGAGUUCUGAAUGUAUGUCGGCACUGGGUGGAACACCACUUCUAUGACUUUGAGAGGGACCCUCAGCUACUGCGCCGCCUGGAGGAGUUCAUUGGCACAGUUCGAGGGAAGGCCAUGAGGAAGUGGGUAGAAUCGAUCACUAAGAUCAUCCAGCGGAAGAAGCAGGUUCAGGCCAACGGGCCAAGCCACAACAUCACCUUUGAGAGUUCCCCUCCUCCCAUCGAGUGGCACAUCAGUAAACCGGGCCAGAUCGAUCAGUUUGAUCUCAUGACUCUGCACCCCAUUGAGAUCGCCCGCCAGCUCACGCUCCUGGAGUCAGAGUUCUACAGGUCUGUCCAGCCGUCGGAGCUGGUGGGCAGCGUGUGGACCAAAGAGGACAAGGAGUUGAACUCGCCCAACUUACUGCGCAUGAUCCGCCACACCACCAAUCUCACUCUGUGGUUUGAAAAGUGUAUAGUGGAGACUGAUAACCUGGAUGAGCGUGGCCUGGUGGUGGCCCGCAUCAUUGAGAUCCUGCAGGUCUUCCAAGAACUCAAUAACUUCAACGGUGUGCUGGAGGUGGUCAGCGCCAUGAACUCCUCUCCAGUCUACAGGCUGGACCACACGUUUGAGACAAUCCCGAGCAGGCAGAGGAAGAUCUUGGAGGAAGCCCACGAACUGAGUGAAGAUCAUUACAAGAAGUACCUGGCCAAACUGCGCUCCAUCAACCCACCCUGUGUGCCCUUCUUUGGGAUUUAUCUGACAAACAUCCUGAAAACAGAGGAGGGUAAUCCUGACUUCCUUAAGAGACACGGUAAAGAGCUGAUCAACUUCAGCAAGCGAAGGAAAGUGGCAGAGAUCACAGGAGAAAUCCAACAGUACCAGAACCAGCCCUACUGUCUCCGUGUGGAGAAUGAUAUACGGAAAUUCUUUGAAAACCUCAAUCCAAUGGAGGACAAAAUGGAGAAGGAAUUCACUGACUAUCUCUUUAACAAAUCUCUAGAGAUUGAGCCUCGCAAUGCCCGCACUCUGCCACGAUUUCCCAAGAAGUACAACUGCCCCCUGAAGUCCCCCGGUACGCGGGUCACGUCGGUUCGUCCGGGGACCAUGCGCCACCCCACGCCCCUCCAGAACGAGCCGCGCAAGAUCAGCUACAGCCGCAUCCCUGACAGCGAGAUGGAGGGUGCAGCCUCCGCCCCCAACUCCCCCCGCACCCCCCUCACCCCGCCACCCGCCUCCGCAGCCUCCAGCAGCACCGACAUCUGCAGUGUCUUCGACUCGCCACUAGGACCCUCAAGCCCCUUCCAUUCCAGAUCCUCGUCCGUCUCCUCCAUGGUGUACCGGAGUACAGAAGACGCUGCUGUUCCCCCGCCUGUUCCCCCCCGCAGACGUCCUGAGUCCGCCCCCGCAGAGUCGUCUCCCUCAAAGAUGAUGUCAAAGCACUUGGACAGCCCCCCAGCCGUCCCCCCCCGGCACCCCACCACUAAGGUGUACUCUCCACGCUACUCCCUGCCUGAGCGCACCUCCGUGUCCGACGCCCCCGACAGCCCCCCCACGCUGCCCCCCAGGGAGCCCGUCAGAACGCCGGACGUCUUCUCCAGCUCCCCGCUGCACCUGCAGCCCCCUCCUCAAGGCCGCCGGGCGGGACCCGACACGGGCCAAACCUUCUUCCCCCCCAACUCCCCGUUCAACCCCCUCCCCCCGCAGACGCCCUCCCCCGCACUGGGCCCCCGCAAACAGCUGGCCCCCACCCCACUAGACUGUGAAGCAGUAGCGGGCCCCCCAGGACCCCCCGUGCCCCCCAGGCAGAGCACUGCUCAGACCAUCCCCAAACUCCCCCCCAAGACCUAUAAAAGGGAGCCAACCCACUCUUCAUUCCCCCGGGAUGGCUUCCCUCUCCUGGAGAAUGUCAACCCCUCUUAGAUUCUGGAGACCACCUUUGGAUGGAGAGGAAGAGAAGAAACACUAAAGACCGCCGGUCUCCAUAACCCAUGACCACAUGUAAGAGACAGAAAAACAGAGUGGGAUUUUGCCUUACGUAAACAAACAAGACUUCAAUGCCAGAUCACACAACCUUUGAGCAGUUAUGAUUGUCUUUUUUCACACUGCAAACCAUUAGAAAUUGCUCUACACCACAUCCAUGGGAAUAGUGUGUAUUUUUUAUUGUCCAUAAUGUACUUGUGAGUGUAUGUUUUGUUUUUAAUGUGGCUUGAUUUCAGCAACACCAUCCCCACCCACCCCGCCCACCGCUAGCACAAGCACGCUCAGAAAAAGAAGCUAAUUGGGGAAAUACUAUAUCACCAGGUUACACCAACACUUCUGAGAUGCAAGGAACUAAAUACAACAUAUAUGUUUUUUUUUUACAUAUAUAAAACAAACAAAAAAAUUGAAUUAAAAAAAGUGAAUGCACAAUAAAAAAACGGUGACCAUAGAAAAACACUGAAGUUGCGUCAGUAUUGGACACUGGUGACCACUGACUGAGUUCACUUUGGGAGCCAUCAUUACAUGAACUUUGGAGUUACAGAAAAGAAAAAGGGACUGGGAAUCUAGUGGUGUUCUGGGCCUCACAGAUUCGUUCCAGUUCUAGACUAGCAGUUCUGUUCUUGUGCGGUUCCGCAGUUUAAGGUACCCUUUCACACCAAAGAGGUACUUUGAUAUCCACUUAAGAAACACAGGAAAAGAUUUUUGUUAGAACCUUUUUUUUCUGAGAAAUCAUUUGUUUUGCCCAAACGUAUGUAAAACUGAUUGCUUCUUUAAACAAGGGAAUAAAAGUUUCUUUCACUCGGCUCCA
Clupea harengus (Atlantic herring) is the source of this 5974-nucleotide messenger RNA. It is a transcript of the gene sos1, whose product is annotated as son of sevenless homolog 1 (Drosophila). NCBI's taxonomy places the organism in Eukaryota, Metazoa, Chordata, Actinopteri, Clupeiformes, Clupeidae. Gene Ontology annotation, biological process: Ras protein signal transduction. The record is from RefSeq and is a predicted model, not a curated record. Gene Ontology annotation, cellular component: plasma membrane. Gene Ontology annotation, molecular function: guanyl-nucleotide exchange factor activity; protein heterodimerization activity.